AUGUUACCAGCACUCCCCAGAGACACACUCUGGUAUCAGUCUGCAGCGCCCAACUGGAAAGGAUCUCCUCAAGGCCAGUUAAAGCAGUGCUGCUGGGAGCAACUUCCAGCUAAAGCCCCACAGACACAGCUCUUCGACGCAAACCGAGCUGAGGAGCAUGCGCCUGCAGGGGGUUUCGGACGGGUGCAUCCUCCAGCGCCGCUGGGCUCGGAUGGGGUUGCUGCGUUGCAGCCCGGUGAUUCGGCAGGAAUGGGUUCAGAGAGUCUGGACUGUGACCAAGUGAAAAAGCCUGCUAGAGUAGUUUUGAUGGAGUGGACUGAACUGCCCAAAGGAGAGGAUCCAGACUCCUAUAUUGUAACAUACCAGCGAGCAGACGCUCUCAGUCAAAAAAAUGUAAGAAACAUUUCUAAAGUUGAACAGAAACCUGUCAAUGCUACAGUUCUGCUUGAGGAAAAUAAGAAGUAUGAUAUUACAAUAGAAUCUCUAAAAAAUGGCCGCAUCAUAAGUGUAAAAUCAUUUAAGACACGCUCCUGUUCCCAAGGGUGGGCAGCAUUCCAGAGCAGCUGCUAUCGAAUGGGCAAGGAGAGCAAGCCGUGGAAGGUGGCACAACAAAUCUGUGAAGCGUCUUCACGAGGGGCACAUCUUCUUGACAUAGGGAGUGAAGAAGAACGUGGUUUUGUUUUGUCUUAUCUCCAGACAGUUAGACAAAUAAUCAUGUUAUGGACGGGUCUUAACGACCUAAAGGGAGAAGGUCAGCUCUUGUGGACAGAUGGAUCUCCUUAUCUUCUGAAGGCUGGUAUCUCAACUUUGUCAAUGAUACCAGAAAAUGAAACUGACUGCUAUGCCCUUCAGAAAGAUCCCACUGCUCCAGACUAUUUCUUCACAGGAUUUUUCUGCUACAUACAGCUACCGUAUAUUUGUGAAUAUGAAUUACCUCUGGUACCAGAAAACUUCAUGUUUAGUGUGCGUGAUGUCAAGACAACUGAAGCUGUAUUUAUGUGGAGUGAUAUGAACAUGUGGCUUAAGUCAGGCUUUGCACUUAUAAUGAAAUACUAUUUUGAUCAGUGGAAACCAUACAUUCUGAAUUUGCCUGUGAAUACAACUCAAACCAAAAUUGUGCAGUUGUCUCCCGGCCUUUGCUAUGGAUUUUUAUUAGCAGCAAGGAACCCAGAAGGGGCACAGACUGUCUUAAGUCCAAUUCUGAAGGUAGAAACAACUGUCAGUCCACCUACAGCUAUUUAUAUUCACCCAGAGGAUGUACAAGAAGAGAGCGUAAUCCUUCACUGGAAGCUGCCACAAGAGGGUCAGAAGUCCUACAUUCAAGUGAAACCUAAUGCAGGCAUAGGUGAAACUAAGAAGUUUUUAUUAAACAAUACAGAAGAAUUUAAGGUUGAUCUCCUAAUUCCUGGAAUGGCUUACGAAAUAGCAGUGGCAAGUGUGAAUAAUGGAAAUAUGAGUGAACUGAAGACCAUUCAAUGCACUUUAAGUAAGGCAUCAUUUAAUGGUGGAAACUACAGACUGUAA
Messenger RNA from Opisthocomus hoazin, 1524 nucleotides. The record is from RefSeq and is a predicted model, not a curated record. Lineage: Eukaryota; Metazoa; Chordata; Aves; Opisthocomiformes; Opisthocomidae.